AUGGCUAUGGUCCUGGCCAACGCCGAGACCGGAACCCCAAGCCUGAAAAUCAGGCGUGUCCCCCUAUAUAUGGAUAAUCCCAGAGAGCGGCUGGGUGUGGCAUUUGUCAACAUCUCACAGAAGGGCAGAAUUACUGUCUCGCCGGGCCUAGCAGCUCUCCUAAACAACAGCACAAACAAAGCCACGGUUAAAAGAACCAUCUACAAAACCGUCCCAAAACGGGACUUGGAGGGAAUAAGGUUCGGACAGCUGCAAGUAAAAAACAAAACAGUGCUGCUGUUCCAGCGGACAAAUAUGUCCCCUUAUACCCAAGCAAACAAAUUCCUGCAGUUAAUGGGAAACACCAAAACAAACAAGCCAUGCGUCAUUAGCAUCGACGCAUUAGCCGUUGAAUACGACAGAGGGGAGGUAGCGGAUCUUACAGGUUGUCUACUUACCUCAGGACAACAUGAGGUAAUAAUCUACGAGAAUAGGGGAGAAGACUUAAGCUUCCUCUUACCACCUCGCAACACCCUAGGCAAAGCAAUCACCCCUCAAGUCGAUACAGAGCCUGCUUCAAAAUGUGGAUCCCAAAAAUUGCAGGAAGCCGUGGACAAAACAAAACAAAAAGGGAAGGAAAAACCAAAACACCAACAAAAUCCACAGGGAGCGAUAGGGAGCCUCUGCAGGAAAAUAGCGUCCGUAACUCAUUCAGUACCGGACAGAAUGAGAAACCUACUACAGGACGACACUCAAGCGGAGGCUCUAAAACGCUUCCUAAACAACCAAAAGGAAGAAACACAGGCAAACAAAAACAGGACCAGGGCGGACAUGGGGCAGGUGACCGCGCCUGAACUAACAUCUAGUGGAGACCCUCGGGAAAAAUGGAUAAAUGCUUUCGAGGAGUUCCUGGGAGUCUUGCGUCCGAUUGCUGUCUGCCCCUCUGGCAUGUCGCAUUCAGACCCAGAAGUCUCUGUCUCGAGUUCAACAGGUCCCGCUGCUGUUUGCCCCUCUGGCAUGUCGCAGCAGGACCCAGAAAACGUGACUAAGACCACUCCCUCAUGGGGAAGAUUCGGUCUUGGUCUCAACAGGUUCAGUCACCAUCCAGCCCGUCUGGCAAGGCGACCAAACCCGGAAUCCGCAACCGAAUCCAUUCCCGACCUCUGCUUGAAAUAG
Messenger RNA from Diatraea saccharalis (sugarcane borer), 1155 nucleotides. Lineage: Eukaryota; Metazoa; Arthropoda; Insecta; Lepidoptera; Crambidae. The record is from the annotation of a GenBank genome assembly.